AUGUGUGACGACGACGUAGCAGCUCUUGUUAUCGACAAUGGAAGCGGUAUGUGCAAAGCAGGUUUUGCUGGUGAUGAUGCUCCACGUGCAGUAUUUCCAUCUAUUGUUGGUCGACCACGUCAUCAAGGUGUUAUGGUUGGUAUGGGUCAAAAAGAUUCUUAUGUUGGUGAUGAAGCACAAUCAAAACGUGGUAUUCUUACAUUAAAAUAUCCAAUUGAACAUGGUAUUGUUACUAACUGGGAUGAUAUGGAAAAAAUCUGGCAUCAUACUUUUUAUAAUGAACUUCGUGUUGCACCAGAAGAACAUCCAGUUCUUCUCACCGAAGCACCACUUAAUCCAAAAGCAAAUCGAGAAAAAAUGACACAAAUCAUGUUCGAAACAUUCAAUACACCAGCUAUGUAUGUCGCAAUUCAAGCUGUACUUUCACUCUAUGCAUCUGGUCGUACAACUGGUAUCGUACUUGAUUCAGGUGAUGGUGUCACACAUACAGUUCCAAUCUAUGAAGGUUAUGCAUUACCACAUGCUAUUCUUCGUCUUGAUUUAGCUGGCCGAGAUUUAACUGAUUAUUUAAUGAAAAUCUUAACUGAACGUGGUUAUUCAUUUGUUACAACAGCUGAACGUGAAAUCGUUCGUGAUAUCAAAGAAAAAUUAUGUUAUGUUGCACUUGAUUUUGAACAAGAAAUGGCUACAGCUGCAUCAUCAUCAUCACUCGAAAAGAGCUAUGAAUUACCUGAUGGUCAAGUCAUUACCAUUGGAAAUGAACGUUUUCGUUGUCCGGAAGCUUUAUUUCAACCAAGCUUCCUCGGCAUGGAAACAGCUGGUAUUCAUGAAACAACAUACAAUUCAAUCAUGAAAUGCGAUAUUGAUAUUCGUAAAGAUUUAUAUGCUAAUACAGUUCUUUCAGGAGGUACAACAAUGUAUCCAGGUAUUGCUGAUCGUAUGCAAAAAGAAAUCACAUCAUUAGCACCAUCAACAAUGAAAAUCAAAAUCAUUGCUCCACCUGAACGCAAAUACUCCGUAUGGAUUGGUGGUUCAAUUUUGGCCUCAUUAUCAACCUUUCAACAAAUGUGGAUUUCUAAACAAGAAUAUGAUGAAUCAGGUCCAUCAAUCGUUCACCGAAAAUGCUUUUAA
Adineta steineri is the source of this 1131-nucleotide messenger RNA. The record is from the annotation of a GenBank genome assembly. NCBI's taxonomy places the organism in Eukaryota, Metazoa, Rotifera, Eurotatoria, Adinetida, Adinetidae.